AAAUCCGAGAUGUUCAGAAUCUUAGUCACCAGUUUGGUACCAAGACCCUGGUUGCACGAGGCGGCUAUUCCGAGGUCUACUGUGCAAAAUGGGUCCAAUCUGGGUUUCCGGAUCCUGUGAAUGUCUGCUACAAAGUCCUCAAACCACCUAUCAGUGACAUGCCAUCUAUCAUAGAGGAAGUAAGGAAAACCAUGAAGCACCUGAAGAGAGAGAUGAAGGCAUGGAAGGACUUAGACCAUGGAAAUAUCGUGAAAUUUAUCGGUUUCGCGAUUGAGGUUCGCGGUGCAGUACUUGAAGCGGCGUUGGUGUCCGAAUGGUGUUCAAACGGCAACCUUGUUCAAUACCUGCGUCGUAAACCAUCCUGCGAUCGGUUGCCCCUGCUUCUUGAUGUCGCUCGUGGUCUGACCUACCUUCAUGACCACGACCCUGUUGUAAUCCACGGCGAUCUCAAACCUCUCAACAUAUUAAUCAGCGAGGCGGAGCGCGCCAAGUUGUGUGACUUCGGGCUAUCUUGGAUCGCGGACGGAUUGACGACAGGGUAUACAUCAUCGGGACCUGCGUUUACCUCGCGCUAUUGCGCCCCGGAAGUCUUUGAUAGCGAUAUCAAGACGACAUGCAGUGAUGUUUACUCCUUCGCCUGCACUUGUACCAUGAUCCUUUUUGAUGAAAGCCCCUUCCCUUCGCUUAAAAAGGAGGCUGAACUAUUUGAUGCUUUAAAAUCCGGUCGAUCGCCUUGGGACUGGAAGCAAUCUUCUCCAGUGGAGAAAAUACUAUCUAGUUGCUGUGCAGUCUCUCCUGAUGCGCGACUGACGAUGGGGGAAGUCUUUCGAUCGCUCGUGGAUACCUGUGCUCGGCUAGACUCAUCUUCAAGCUCUGAGAUACCUGACCUCAAAACAGAGCUGCUGCCGCCAGCGGGGUUCACCGACGGCUCGGUGGCUUCGUUCUCCGCACUGAGUGGAGAUCGUGCGGAUCCGAAACUCGCAACGUCAUUCAAGAAGGCGGCCAUUAAAAUUAAAGCUGAUGGGCAAGUGGCUCCUGUUUCCGUUUCUCCUGACUUUCAAAAUGGGAUCUCUGGUGAAAAACAGAAACAGGUUCAGCCGUUGCCGAAGAUGACGCCCGAACUUUUCAACACCGAAGAAGUAGCGUCCGUCGCCAUUUCCCCUGAAGCUCAAGAUGGUGUCCUUGGGCUGGAGCCGUUGCCCGGCCUGUUGCUGGAAGAUGUCUCGGCCAAAUCCCUUAAGAUGGUGCAGGCAGGAGAAACAACUAGACAGCCUGGUACCAUUGGUGUCGAUAUCACUUUCGUUUCCCCUCCUACUCCGGAAUCCCCAAUGGAUCCUGUUCCCGCCGAGGCUGAAUCAUCACUAACUCCAGCUUCCCGAGCGCUAGCUUCCCCUCCUUCGCGAGAGGCACACCCUUCUCAGCCCUCGGAACACGCAAGAAAUAUUCGCUCUGCUUCGGCUAGUAGUAGUGGUGCCGUGCGAGACGGCGCACAUUCUAGUCGGAAACCUUCUCAGCCAAAGCAGGUGAAUGGGCAGGACACUGAGGCUGAGGCUACUUUCGAUACCGAUGUAGAACGUCCCACCGACACCGGCAUCGUUACACCUAUCAAGCCACACAAGAAGCGCGCCUCCAGGAUAAUCACAGUCAGCGAUUUCGAGAUGAUGCGCAUGCUUGGAAUAAGUUCCGCGGGGAAGGUUCUUCUGGUCAAACAUAAGGCAUCUGGUUCCUUGUAUGCCCUGAAAGCUAUCAAAAAACGAGAUGUACUUGCUCAACAAGAGCUUGGACAUACACUAACCGAACAGGCUGUAUUGAAACGAAUGACUGAUGAAAGCCAAAAUGCAUUCGUCGUCAAACUAUGGUGGAGUUUUCACGACAAGGAAAAUCUUUUCCUCGUCAUGGAUUUUCAUCCAGGCGGAGAUUUGGGCAUUCAGCUUGCUCGCUGGGGUCGACUGGGCCGCGAUCGAGCUCGCUUCUAUGCCGCCGAGAUUGUGGAAGGGGUGGAGGGUUUGCACGCCGCCGGUGUCGUGUAUCGCAACUUGAAACCAAAAAAUGUUCUCAUCGGUUUCGAUGGACACCUCGUCCUCACUGACUUCGGUCUGUCGAAGCAAUUCCCUUCGCCAUAUCUCAACCUAUCGGGAUCCUCGACAGCCACGGAUGGAGCCGUCUUGCCCAGAUGGAUGACGCCUGACCAAAGUCCAAACAGCUGGCGAAAUGACGAUUUGUCGAACAAGGAUUUCACUGAUACCUUCUGCGGCACUCCAGAGUAUCUUGCUCCGGAGGUUAUCCAGGGUCUGCAAUACAGUUACGAGGUUGACUGGUGGGCAUUUGGUACCAUGCUCUACGAAAUGCUCAGCGGUGUCACUCCAUUUUGGGCAGACAACCACUCAGACAUGUAUGUUCGUGUCCUUCGGGACGAAUUGCAGUUCCCAAAAGUUAAGGCCUUUGAUCAAGAUACAAAGGCUCUUAUCCGCGGCCUUCUUCAACGGAACCCGACAUUACGUACUCGUGAGCCAAGAAUAAAGACACAUUCCUAUUUCUCCAUGACUGAUUGGUCGCACGUAUAUUACAAACGCUAUAUUCCACCAUAUAUCCCCCCCAUUGACUCAUCCAAUGCCAGUAACACCCAGAAUUUCGAUGAUGCCUUCCUUGACAUGAGCCCCACUCCGGAUGAUGGCUCAGAACCUGUGACCGAUUCCGAGCGAGAGAGUACGGAAGAUGAACCGCUGGAUUCGGAUACUUCAUCCUCUGGGAAAACUCCUUCUGGAUCUCUUUCCGGUCGAGUGAACACCGCUUCACAGCAGGACACAAACGAGGAGGCGGUGGACAUUUUUGAUGGAUACUCUUUCAAAGGCCGACACUCUGUUGUCCUUGACGAUGAGGACGAGUACGAUGAAGCAGACAGCGACAUCGAAGAAACCCCCGCCCUUCCAGAGGUUGAUACUGUGUUAGAAAUUACUCCCGACGACGCUUCCGAUGUCUCUAUCAAGGCUCGGCAUCACCCACCCACUCCGGCUGUUGUUCGGAGAGAGCCUCCAGCUGAGUUGGAGGCGGCUCUUGGCACACCAUUGCUGGCGUCGCCUGCCAAGAGUGUCCAUGCGGAGCUUACGUCACCCGAGGAGCCUGUCUCCCAGGAGACCGUUGAUAAGUCGAAGUCAUCUAUUCAAGAUCUUGUAUACGAUCCUUCGCCUGUACCUUGCAUCAGGUUUGAACCCCCUGCCACGGAUAUUUCGUCUAAACCAUUCCCGGUCUCAAAUUUCGAUGGACUUGGCGACGAAGGAACCGAUGUGCCACCACGAAGCAAGGAUGAUGAUGAUGAUGAUGGGACCUAGUGAAGUCCUGUCAAUGAAGAGACGAAUAGACCUUCUGGUCGUGGUCGUUGGUCAUGGGUCGUCCGAGUCUUUUUACACGAGUAGUUGAUACAUACCGGCUGGCUGUUUUCAAACGGUCCACCCCCACGCAAUCGAGAGUCAACCGGAUUCCUCUUCCGAAUCCCCCCGGAUAACUCGUCGCGUUUUUUUAGCCUACUUCCAAUGACCAUUGUCGUUUUGCACUCUUUGCCUUGCAAUCGAUCUGCAUCUAACAUACGCCAUGCUCAUUUUCCCCUGUAGCUUUAGAUUUAUUUAUGGGGCGAAGCGGAAAGCGUGGCACUGUGCCGCAUUCAGGGAAUUGCCUACGCCACUCACUGCCUUCAUAUGAAAAUAUGGGUUGUGUUGAAAAACGAGCGCGCUUGUUGAUUUGCUCGACUCCAUCAAUCCUUCCGGUGUUUUUCAAGGUCCUGC
Messenger RNA from Cantharellus anzutake, 3779 nucleotides. RefSeq names its product kinase-like domain-containing protein. The transcript has 15 exons. Gene Ontology annotation, biological process: protein phosphorylation. Lineage: Eukaryota; Fungi; Basidiomycota; Agaricomycetes; Cantharellales; Hydnaceae. The record is from RefSeq and is a predicted model, not a curated record. Bases 159 to 3329 code for a protein of 1056 amino acids. Gene Ontology annotation, molecular function: ATP binding; protein serine/threonine kinase activity.